CGCUCAACUAUUGCGAAGAAUUUCAGGUGCAUUCGGUGAGGUGAAACUCGUCGUUGAUUCCAGAAAUUUGAACAUUGCGGUCGCUAUGAAAUGUAUUGAUCUCGCUAAUCAUCCAGACGUUAUUGAUGCUGUUCGCAAAGAGGCAUUAUUGCAACGCAUGCUGCGUGGUCAUCGUAACAUCAUUCAGUACAUUGGUAUGCGUGUGGAGAGUGACGAUGAAUUUCAAAUUUUUUUGGAAUAUGCAGAUGGUGGUGAACUAUUCGAUCAAAUUGGUUCGUUCAUUAUUUAUCGUUUGCAGUGUUUCUGUACUAAUUGUAUGGAUGAACUUCGUUGGUAG
Messenger RNA from Anisakis simplex (herring worm), 337 nucleotides. The record is from the annotation of a GenBank genome assembly. NCBI's taxonomy places the organism in Eukaryota, Metazoa, Nematoda, Chromadorea, Rhabditida, Anisakidae.